Molecule: messenger RNA, 1091 nt
Organism: Megalops cyprinoides (Indo-Pacific tarpon)
Lineage: Eukaryota; Metazoa; Chordata; Actinopteri; Elopiformes; Megalopidae
Gene: selenof
Product: selenoprotein F
Exons: 5
Cellular component (GO): endoplasmic reticulum lumen
Molecular function (GO): oxidoreductase activity
Source: RefSeq, a predicted model, not a curated record
UCCACAUUCCAAGAUGGCGGGGGAGGUGUAUCUCUUGUGGCUGCUGCCGGUGUUGCAAGCGGUGGCGGCCUACGGUGCGGAGCUGUCCUCAGAGGCGUGCAGAGACAUGGGCUUCUCCAGCAACCUGCUGUGCAGCUCCUGCGACCUGCUGGGCCAGUUCGGCCUGGCGCAGCUCGACCCCUUCUGCAGACAGUGCUGCCAGGAGGAGGCGCAGAUCGAGUCCAGGAAGCACUACCCCGGUGCCAUCCUGGAGGUCUGUGGAUGAAAAUUGGGGAGGUUCCCUCAAGUCCAAGCUUUUGUCAGGAGUGACAAGCCGAAGAUGUUCAAAGGUCUUCAGAUCAAGUACGUCCGAGGCUCAGACCCCGUGCUCAAGCUGCUGGACGAUAACGGGAACAUCGCUGAGGAACUCAGCAUCCUCAAGUGGAACACAGACAGCGUGGAGGAAUUCCUCAGUGAAAAGCUGGACCGAAUCUAGCCCAGCAGCAGCCAGUGUGCGCUCAACCAUCUCUCUUUCUGUUCUGCAUUUGCAUAUAGUUCAUGAAUUCGUAGAGAGUUAUUUACUGACGACUACAAGUACACUCUGUUGUUUUUCGAUUGUUUUCUGUUUUUGUUAUGAACCAGGUUGUUAUGAACUGUGUAAACUUUUUUUUUUUUGUUUGUUUGUUUGUAAGUGCUAGUAAUAUUCGGUGAAGACAAAUACAAACACAAAUGCCUGUCAGCCAUUAAUGGAUGUGGCCACAGAACAGAAUCACCUGGCAGAAUGGUUGCCUUGAUUACACCCAGAAACAAAUUCGUAUUAUUAGUUUUGAAUUUGACGUUUUUUCUCUCUGUAGUGUAGUUUUGUACAGUUUCGUAAUGGUUGUGGUGUCAGGAGUGGGAUGGCUGUGAGGGGUUGGGAGCUCACAGCCUCUGCACAUGCAGAACGCCCUGAGGCGGGUGCACGUUAGUGAGGGCUUCACAGUAAACCAGCUCUGGGAUGUGCAGCCUGAUGUCCCUGUGUACCUCCCCGAGGGUCUUAUGCAUGCCAGAAACGGUCAGCUUCCAAGCGAGGAGAUUGAAUGAACUCUGAAGCCACAAUAAAAUGAAAUGCG